Molecule: messenger RNA, 1581 nt
Organism: Oryzias melastigma (Indian medaka)
Lineage: Eukaryota; Metazoa; Chordata; Actinopteri; Beloniformes; Adrianichthyidae
Product: zinc finger protein 23
Exons: 3
Coding region: 251-1366 (371 amino acids)
Cellular component (GO): nucleus
Source: RefSeq, a predicted model, not a curated record
UGUACUUCCGGGAGUUGCCAGCUGUUUUGUUGCGUUCAAGGUUUUCGGUGUUGUUCUUCUAAUAUUCUAAAAACUGUGACGUUUAGUUAGAGUUUAUCGCUUUAAUAUCUUUAAUAGCUAAAUCUUAUCAAGUUUAUUAACACAGUUAUCGCGCAGCCGCUGUUUUUGACCCUCGACGUUUUAAAGGAAAGACAUUGCUCGGAUAGCUAAUGCGGCUAACAUCUGCUGACCAUUUAAAGUGAGGUGGGGAAUGGAGUUAGCAGCCUGCAGGAUGUCGAAAAUUGAGCGUUUGAACGAUCGUGUGGCCAAACUAUUGACUCAAGCAGUGCAGGAGGUUCUGGAGCUGGUGAAGGAGACUGUAUCAGAGUAUCAGCAAAAAACUGUCCGGACCCAGAGGGAAAAUGCAAGUCUGAAGAGACAACUGCAGGAGCUCCAGAGCGUGAUAUCCAAGGAAACCACAGCUCAUCUGUCCAUCGAUGAGCCAUCGCCAGAAAACAAAGUGGAAACAAAGCCUCACAGGCAGGAUUUGAGCCCAGUCCAAAGGAAUAUCACAGAAUCCGUCCUCGGCGAGCAGCAGCUUCCAAGUUUCCAUGAACCCGAUUGUGGCGUGAAUCAAAACGUCCAAAAACUGGAGAUUCUCAGCGAUCAUCAUUUCCAAGUUGAGCUUUGCAAAGCACAACAAGCAGUAGAAACUCAUUUAAGGGAGGCUUUAUCCUCUCCUGAUAGAUUACACAAGGAAGUUAGUACGAUUAUUUCCAAAAAUGCAUCCGACACGUACUCUAGCUCUUUGCUUGGGAUUCCUAUGGCUUCUAUCAAGACGGAAACGGAACAAACUGAUUGUACGUCAGAGCAAACAUCUACUCAUCAGUACAACGGAUGUGUGGAUUUGAGCUGCAACUCCUCUCGUCCUCUCAUCACCGCUGAGGCUUCAAGGUCACAAGAAAGCGCAGAAACUUACAGUUACGCGCUUGCCGAUUUAAAUCACGCGAAACAGGGUUGCGCCAAAUCCAUCAGAGCUGAAUUUGACAGGAGACAAAUCAGGCCGGAGCUCCUCAGAAGCAGCGACUUCCACCUGUGCCCCGUGUGCGGGAAGACGUUCAGCCGGAUCGGGAACUUGAGAAUCCACCAGCGCUGUCACACGGGGGAAAAGCCGUACCGCUGCGCGCAGUGUGGGAGGAGCUUCAGUCAGGCGGGAGACCUGAAAAAACACAAGCGGGUCCACACGGGCGAAAAGCCCUACUACUGCAACCAGUGCGGGAAAAGCUUCAGCCGCGGAGAAAACCUGAAGAGACACAAGAGGAUCCACAUUGGAGAGACUUUGAAGUUACAGCAGACGUGGAGGGAGCAGCAGAAGGGAUUUAAGUAAUUCCUUUAACUAUGGACCACGUUUAGCGAGUCUCUAUAACUUUAGAUUAUAAAGGUUACAUUGAAGACGGAUAUAUUAGAGCAAUAAGGCAAAGUUACAGAGACUUUUGAUGCAUUUUUAUGAAGCUAUAACUGCUUGACAUGAACCGAUUAUCAAAUCCUUGUUAUGUUAUUGGUUCUUAAAACAUAUAUAACACAAACAUUAUUGAAACACAU